Messenger RNA from Linum trigynum, 1553 nucleotides. The record is from the annotation of a GenBank genome assembly. NCBI's taxonomy places the organism in Eukaryota, Viridiplantae, Streptophyta, Magnoliopsida, Malpighiales, Linaceae.
GAAAACUGACAUGUGGCUUGUUGCAGUUUUUACAUUCAACCAAGAUUGGAGCUAAGAAUUUUCCUUAAGGAAUUACUAUAUUGGAUAGAUGGAUCAAAUCCAAAUACGAAAGAACUUGGCAUGCACUGGUAGCUAGGCUAGCUGUGUAUAGGGAUGGGAUAUUGGUUUGGUUUGGGUUAAAAAUCAAUUUUAUCAACUCGCUUAACUAAAAUUAUUAGGAGAUAUUAUAAGAAGUAAAUUUUAUUCCAUUACUAAUGGAAAAUGGAAAUAUUUUUUUGUUGUCGUGAAAAUGGAAAGAUUUUUUUUUUACCUACUGUAUCGCGGAACACUGAAUUUCUAGUAGCUACCGUGGCUACAUCAGUAUCCACCAUUUAUUUUCUUCUUUUUCCUCUUUUUUUAAUCUUACGGUUAAGAUUGCCUAGGAUAAUUUUGGAAGAAAAAAAAGGACCACACUUAAUUAUUCUAUAUAUUCUACCCUAACCCUACUUCGCCCUCGUCUCCAGCACCGUCGCCCUCGUCAGCGCCACCCAGGCCGAGAAGAGGCCGCCCCAGACGGCGGAGCUGCCGCCGACGCGAGGCGCGUUCAUCCGGCGUACCCGAUGACUGCGCCUAUGCGGAAAGCGUCGCCGAUGUCGUCGAGGAUGCGGUCCGGGCAGGCUCCCUAGAUGUUCUCCGGCGUACCCGAUGAUAGCGCCUAUGCCGAAAGCAGCCGCCGCCGCCGUUCGACAGCCCUAUCCCGAGCCCGAACACUUCCAGCGCGGCGGCGGCGGCGGUGAAGAUAACGCCUUCCUCUUCCAUUACCUCGUUCAUCAGAUCGGCGUACCGCGCCAGGGUCGGCCGCUCCUGCACGGCCGCAGCCUCGUAUGCGACCAGGUUCCGCAAAGCGACGUCGCAGUGAGGAUUGGUAUGUUUUUCUUUAAAUGGUAGUCAUUUUUUUCUCGUAGUGAUUUUUUUUUAAAGGUAGUCAUUUUUUCUCGUAGUGGUAGUGUUAUUGUCGUAUUGGUAUUAUUUUUGUCGCAUUGGUAUUAUUUUUGUCGCAUUGGUAUUGAUAUUGUUACAUUGGUAUUGAUUUUGUCGCAUUGGUAGUGAUUGCAAUGGUAUUGAUGUUUUGUGAAAUGGUAGUGUUUUUAUUUCUUGAAUGGUAGUUUUCGUGUAAUGGCAUAAAUUUAUUUCUGCAAUGAUAGUUUUCGUGUAAUGGUAUAGAUUUAUUUCUACAAUGGUAUUGAUAUUUUUCAAAGUGGUAGUGUUUGUCUAAUGGAUUGGUACUGAUUUCGUUUUUUUUUUUUUUUUUUUUUUUUUGCAGAAAGAUUGAGAAAAAUAUGGAAAGGGAAUCUGGCUGGAGAUUACGGAAGUGAGAGAAAGAGAGAGUUUUAAUUAAUAGAUUUUUGUAACUACCUUAAAUGUAAUUUAUUAAAAAAUUAAUUAAUAUAAUUUAUUUUUCCAUAUCCAAUUUACCCUUAGUAACCACGGUGAUUUGUAGUAAUCACCGUAACCUGUCCCAUUGUAUCGCGGUGUGGUGUCGUAGAGUCGUGGAAUAAUGCUCAGAAUGGACC